Messenger RNA from Aspergillus novofumigatus IBT 16806, 1300 nucleotides. RefSeq lists its product as uncharacterized. Lineage: Eukaryota; Fungi; Ascomycota; Eurotiomycetes; Eurotiales; Aspergillaceae. The record is from RefSeq and is a predicted model, not a curated record. Bases 110 to 1075 code for a protein of 321 amino acids. The transcript has 2 exons.
UUCCACAUCUCCGCAGUCCUGCUGGAUAUCUUUCGCCAGACCUCAGCUAUUUUCAGUUGUCCUUUUCUCUACUGUAUAAAAUUCGCAACCACUGACGAUAUCAAGUAAAAUGGGUUGGUUCUGGGGCAGUUCGAACGGAGAUGAUCCGGUCAAGAAGCUUGACCCGGGCCUCAGAGAGUACCUUGAAAAUGAAGCUCCAGCAAAAUACGUGCCUACAACAUCCAUUCCUUCAACGCAAGAACCUUCAAAAACAUCAGAUCCUCAAACCCAAGCACCAAAAACAAGCGCAUCUGCCGAAACUGGCGAGCCCUCGAAACCCUCCGUUCCCUCCGCGUCACUUUUCCCCGAUGGCCGGUAUGCUCAUCUGUGGAAAACCUACAAGCCUCCUCAGGAAGAGGACGGAUCAGUAACCAAGGGCGCGGAAAGGGUGAUUGAGAAGUACAAGAAGCAUAAUGACACCGUGCACCGGGCAGCCAUGGAAAAUUGCGCAUUGGAGCAUGAAGCCUUGACGUUAUGUUUCCAGACCGGUAAUUGGCAGAAGCGACUGCAGGCUCGUGUGACUUCCUGCUCCGAGGAAAACGCAACUUUCUCUCGUUGUUUCACCACUCAAUCUAAAUUCCUCCAGGCAUUAGGCUACGCCGCCUCAUUCGAUUGGGACGAGGAGAAGGAAGAACGAAUUCAGAUGCAUGCGGAUAAGCUAUACCACCAGAUGUUGGAUUAUGAACAGCGAGUCGCAAAGUGUCGGGCGGCUGGUCAGGAACCACCGCCCCUCAGGUCGCUCUUUAACCCGCAGGUGGAAACCCAACAACUCAAAUCCAACGAUACCCCGGGUAGUCUUGAGGUCCCCGGUGUUGAGCAGAUUCCGCCCGGAUUCAAACCAUCGAAGCCACUGGAGCAACUUACACCCCAUGAGAGGGAAUUGGAGAUUCGGGCACACAACGCGCAGAUCGAACAACAGAAGAUGUAUGUGCAAGAGGCCAGUCCAUUCAUGAAGACACACGAGGACGCACGUUUGAAACGCCGCGAGAAGGCUGUCAGUUGGUUUGGAGAGACCAUUGGUAAAUGGGUUACAUGAUCAUCAAAACUCUGACAGGUUUCCUCCCUUUCCUUGUAUUAUUACUCUUGCAUCGUUGAAACUGUCUCAGUGGAAAGAUGUAGCAUUAUGGUUUCGGAAGCGAGUGUUUGGCGUUCACCAUGGGAUGUGAAACGAAUGAAUUAGUUUUGUUACUUCUCUAGCACACAAGCUCUGUUUAUUAUUGAUAUUUACCUGAUGAAGAGGGUGACAUACUUUCGAAUAUUU